AAUUUUGGAAAUAAAUCUUGGCCGAGUUUGUAAGAAUUCAGGAGACUGCAACCGACUCAUACAAGUCACACCGACCGUAAUCUAUAUAUAUAUACCUCACCACAAAUGCAUGUGUAGGUGUUCUUCCCAUUCAUUUGUUUUCUCUGCUAAUUUACCAUCAAGUAUCUCUUCUACAACAGAUAAAACAAUAUGGGAUCAUCGGAAAUAGGAAACGAGGCAGAGCUGGGGACCAUGUCUCCGGCGCCGCCGUCUCUUUGUCGGAACGGCUGCGGUUUCUUUGGAACGGCGGCAACCGAUGGGCUGUGCUCCAAGUGCUACAAGGACAUGUGCAAGAAGAAGGUGGAAGAGCAAGCUCUGAUAACGCCCAUGACCAAUCUCAGGAUCAGAACCGGCCGUCCGGUUCGGGAUGGGUCGACCGGCAGGGAGGCGUCGCCGCCGCCGGCCCCGCGCGCGUCCGGCCGGUGUUGGAGCUGCAACAGGAAGGUGGGGCUGCUGGGGUUCAACUGCAGGUGUGGCUACACCUACUGUGGGUCCCACAGGUACCCUGAGAUGCAUGACUGUGCCUUUGACUUCAAGGGUCAAGCCCGGGAUGACUUGGCCAAAGCCAAUCCUGUAAUCAAGCCCCAUAAAAUCCAGAGAUUCUAAAGUUUUAAUUUCUCCAUUUAUUCGUUGUUUCAACAAGUGUGUGUGUGAUAUUACUCCCUAGCUAUCAGGGAGAUUAAACAGUACGUGAUAAAUCUUAUGGGUUUAA
This is a messenger RNA of Cuscuta epithymum, 751 nucleotides long. NCBI's taxonomy places the organism in Eukaryota, Viridiplantae, Streptophyta, Magnoliopsida, Solanales, Convolvulaceae. The record is from the annotation of a GenBank genome assembly.